This is a messenger RNA of Nicotiana tabacum (common tobacco), 1948 nucleotides long. The record is from RefSeq and is a predicted model, not a curated record. Lineage: Eukaryota; Viridiplantae; Streptophyta; Magnoliopsida; Solanales; Solanaceae.
AUGGCUCCAGAGAAUAAUAACUGGUUAUCUUUUUCUCUGUCUUCAAUGGAAAUGCUCAACUCUUCUUCUCCUCAGUCUUCUAAUAUGCUUCAAUCUGCCGACUCAAAUCAUUACUAUUUUGCUGAUAAUAACUUCUUCCCCCACGAUGCUGAGGAAGUAAAAGUAGGAAAAAGACAAGAAAAAUGCAACCGUGUGGUCUUAUUUCGAAUAUAUANCUCAUUGAUUUUUUAUUCACAAAUACACCAACAGCAACAGCCGCCGAAGCUUGAGGAUUUUCUCGGCGGCGAAACGACUGAGACUCAAGAUUCGUCGUUGACUCACAUGUAUGACCACGGUGGCUCAGCCGCCGGCGCCGGUUACUUCAACGGUGGUUUUCAAACAUUCUCGGCUAACUCGGCUUCAGAAGUUGAUGACUCACAUGUUAUGGGUACUGAGUUUGCUACUGAAUCGAGUAACGAGUUGGGUUAUUCACAGUAUCCUACUGGUGCUUUGUCUUUGGCUGUUAAUACUACUACAACAACCUCGGAAAAAGCUAUUGUUGCUGUUGAUUCUGAGAAUUGUAAGAAAAUUACUGAUAAUUUUGGUCAAAGAACUUCCAUUUACAGAGGUGUUACAAGACAUAGAUGGACAGGAAGAUAUGAAGCGCAUCUAUGGGAUAAUAGCUGUAGAAGAGAGGGUCAAGCUAGAAAAGGGCGUCAAGUUUACUUGGGUGGAUAUGACAAGGAGGACAAGGCAGCAAAAGCUUAUGAUUUAGCAGCUCUAAAGUAUUGGGGUCCAACAGCUACUACCAAUUUCCCAGUUUCAAAUUAUACUAAAGAAUUGGAGGAUAUGAAGCACAUGACCAAACAAGAAUUCAUAGCCUCUCUAAGAAGGAAAAGUAGUGGUUUCUCGAGAGGAGCUUCUAUUUAUCGGGGCGUUACAAGGCAUCAUCAACAAGGUCGUUGGCAAGCGAGAAUUGGCCGUGUUGCUGGGAACAAGGAUCUGUAUUUAGGAACAUUUGCUACUGAGGAGGAAGCAGCAGAAGCGUAUGACAUAGCAGCAAUAAAAUUCAGGGGAGUGAAUGCAGUGACCAAUUUCGAAAUGAAUCGAUAUGAUGUCGAGGCCAUUAUGAAAAGUGCACUCCCUAUAGGCGGAGCAGCAAAGCGGUUGAAGAUCUCCCUCGAGUCGGAGCAAAAACCAUCAUUGAACAAUAACUACCAACAGCAGACUCAAUGCAGCAGUGUCAACAGCAGUAGCAUCAAUUUCGGGCCAAUUCCCCCUGUUUCCGCUAUCCCUUGUGGAGUUCCAUACGAUGCGAACCAACCCUUUUACCAUCAUAGCUUCUUCCCCCACCUUCCGUACUCCAACAACGGCGGUGCAUCUGAUACUUCUGGUGCGAUGACUAAUAUGAUAGCUGCAAUGCCAUUACUGCAAUCACCAGCCGAGAUCUUCAUCUGGCCUCAUCAGUCCUAUUGAUCUUGCAAGAUAAGAUAAGCUCAGGUAGCAACAACAACAACAGCGACAACAAACUCAAUGGAUUCCCACAAGUGGGAUAUGAGGAAAAGCUCUGGUAGCGUACUCUGCAAAUUCCUUUAGGCUAAUUAAAAUUAACCUCGUUGCCGUCAUGUAUUGGUUCUAAGCUGGCCCUAUUUCUAACUUGCUUAAGUGUUAGCAUUGGCUGAAAAAAUUCAUGAAAUGUGGAAGAUGAAUAGCUUUUGUUUUUUUACUUAAUAGGUAGAAGGUGGAAAUAUUGUAAAGUAUCUUAUUUUCAACAGCUGCAGUAGUAGAUGCAUGUUGACAGGUACUUAAUUAGGGUUUGGGGUACGUAGUGCACUCUUGUGGGAAAAUUUUGUUUUUCUUGCUUCCUCAUCUUCACGAGUUGCUCUUAGUACAACAUAUGACUUUGUUGAAUUAUGUGCGGAUCAAAUUGACAAAAAAGAACGAUAUAUAACAGUUUUUCCAUUUCGGA